Molecule: messenger RNA, 2960 nt
Organism: Rattus rattus (black rat)
Lineage: Eukaryota; Metazoa; Chordata; Mammalia; Rodentia; Muridae
Gene: Cyld
Product: CYLD lysine 63 deubiquitinase
Biological process (GO): positive regulation of extrinsic apoptotic signaling pathway; regulation of mitotic cell cycle; protein K63-linked deubiquitination
Cellular component (GO): cytosol
Molecular function (GO): K63-linked deubiquitinase activity; cysteine-type deubiquitinase activity
Source: RefSeq, a predicted model, not a curated record
AUGGCUGUUGUGGACCCGUGGCACAUGCAGCCUUCAGCUUCUCCUGCACACCUGGUUACUAUUGAUGCUCACUCAAAUGAGAAGUCUGUGUUUGAGGACAGGGAAGAACUAGAUAGCACCAGAUGCCGUGGUAAUGAAUUCACCCAAGGCGUUCAUCACCGUUUUACAUGCACCCCAUCCCACCUGCAGGUCACAGGCUUCAGACUGCCUCCUCCUGACCAUAGCGAGCACAGAACUGCCCACUGUUUCCACGCCAAAGAGGAUUUCCCAUAUUCUGAGGCAACACUUCUUUUCCGCCCUCCACCAUCUGUUUCUGAAGAGGAUCCUUUGCUCCUUGUGUCCAGGACUCAUCAGGAUGUCAACUGUAGUGUGGGCUUUCAGGUCACACUCUCAGACAAAGAAGGUUGUGGUCAAGGUUUCACUGAUGGGGUGUACCAAGGAAAACAGCUUUUCCAGUGUGAUGAGGACUGGGGUGUGUUUGUUGCAUUGAACAAACUGGAACUCAUGGAAGAUGGUGACAAUGGAUUGGAAAGUGAUUUUGCGGGCCCAGGAGAUGCAGUGCAGGAUAACCCCAUUGACAACUGGGGAAGGUUUGAUGGAGUACAGCUCUGUAGUUUUGCAAGUGUUGAAAGAACAAUUCUCCUGCACAUCAACGACAUCAUUCCAGAUCACGUGAUACAGGAAAGGAGGCCUCCCAAACUUGCCUUUAUGUCAAGAGAUGUCGGUGACAAAGGUUCAUCUAGUCCUAAUAAACCAAAGGUUCCAGGAUCUACCUCAUACCCUGGAAGCAGAAACAUAUCUGAAUUAUUUUAUACCUUAAAUGGGUCAUCUGUUGACUCACGACAACAAUCCACAUCCAAAAAUCCAUGGUACAUUGAUGAAGUUGCAGAAGACCCUGCAAAGUCACUUCCAGAGAUGGCUUCAGACUUCAGACAUUCCUCACCUCCACUUCAACCUCCUCCCAUGAACUCCUUGUCUAGCGAGAGCAGACUCCACUCCUAACCCUUCAGCUUGACAAAGAUGCCCAACACUAACGGCAGCAUGGCUCGCAGUCCACUCUCUCUGUCAGUGCAGUCUGUGAGUGAGCGGAACAGCACGCCUGCCCAGGAUAGGCCACCCUUGCCCAGCUCUUCUGGGAAUGCACACAGGCUAGAGGUAGGCUUACUGACUGAAGUAAAAAUGAACAACCCUCCACCCCAGUUCCGUGAGGUUAUCCGUUGGAUUGGCCAGCCACCAGGGCUCAGUGACGUGCUAGCUGGGCUGGAACUGGAUGAUGAAUGCACAGGUUGCACCGAUGGAACUUUCAGGGGCACGCGCGAUUUCACCUGUGCUCUGAAGAAGGCACUGCGUGUGAAAUGGAAGAGCUGCAGACCAGACUAUGGGUUUGCAUCCUCGCAGACUGUUUCCAAUCAUGAAAGGGGUAGCUCUUUAGCAUUUGGAGGCUACUGAAGUGAAGUACUAGAAGAAAAUACUCCACCUAAAAUGGAAAAGGACGGUUUAAAGAUAAUGAUUGGAAAGAAGAAAGGCAUCCAAGGCCAUUGCAAUUCUUGUUACUUAGACUCAACUUUUCUCUGCUUGUUUGCUCUUAGUUCUGCCCUGGACACUGUAUUACUUAGACCCAACGAGAAGAAUGAUACAGAGUGUUAUAGUGAGACCGAGCUACUAAGGACAGAGAUAGUUAUUCCUCUGAGAAUAUAUGGAGGUGUGUGUGCCGCAAAGAUUAUGAAACUGAGGAAAAUACUUGAAAAAGUUGAGGCCACAUCAAGAUUUACCUGAGAAAAAGAUCCUGAAGAAUUUCUAAAUGUCCCAUUUCAUGAUAUUUUAAGGAUGGAACCAUUGCUAAAAAUAAGGUCAGCAGGUCAAAAAGUUUAAGACUGUAACUUCUAUCAAAUUUCUAUGGAAAAGAAUGAGAAAGCCGGAGUACCCACAAUUCAGCAGUUAUUAGAAUGGUCUUUUAUCAACAGCAGCCUGAAAUUUGCAGAAGCACCAUCAUGUUUGAUUAUGCAGAUGCCUCGGUUUGGAAAAGACUUUAAACAAUUUUUUUUAAAAAAAUUUUCUUCCCCAGAAUUAAAUAUAACAGAUUUACCUGAAGACACUCCCAGGCAGUGCCUCUUCUGUGGAGGACUCGCAAUGUAUGAGUGUAGAGAGUAGAUGCUAUGAUGACCGGACAUCUCAGCAGGGAAGACCCAGCAGUUCUAUAAGACCUGCAGCACCCAGGUUCACCUUCAUCCCCGAAGGCUGAAUCGUACUUAUCAUCCUCUUCCCAAAGACUUGCACUGGGACUGGGGACAUGGAUGCAUCCCAUGUCAGAAGAUGGAGUUAUUUGCUGUUUUCUGCAUAGAAACGAGCCAUUCUGUUGCUUUUAUGAAGGACGGGAAGGGUGACUCUGCCUGGCGCUUCUUUGACAGCAUGGCUGAUGGAGAUGGAGGUCAGAAUGGCUUCAACAUUCCACAAGUGACACUCUGCCCAGAAGUAGGGAAGAUGUCUCUGGAGGACCUGCACUCUUUGGACUCCAGAAGGAUUCAAGGCUGUGCACACAGACUUCUUUGCGAUGCAUACAUGUGCAUGUACCAGAGUCCAACCAUGAGCUUGUACAAAUAACCAUGCCGAGACCGAGCAGACUCCAGUGCCGUGGCUUCCUCAGCUGGCCAUUCUGUCUGGCGCCCAUUGCCGGCAAUGGGUGUCUCUUGGGAUGAGGCCCUUCAGCAAAGGACUCCUGUGUUUCCGAACAAAUUGCUUUUGUGUUCCUGAAGUAUUUAAUAAGAAGCAUUUUGCACUCUAGGAAGUAUGUUUGUGUUGAUUUUUUAAGAAGUCUAAAUGAAGUUAUUAAUAUCUGAAACUUUAAGUUAACUGCAUUGAUAUGAUAUUUUUGGAAGCAUACAAUUUUAAUUGUGACGUCUAAACCUCUUUUAGUCCAUUGAGGAUGUAAAUAAAUAUUUCUUCUUAUGGACCAAGGAUAU